CUAACACCACUCCAAAAAAAACAAAAAAAAAACAAAAAUAAAAACCUAGGGUUUGUGAGGUUAGGGUUUCGCGAAUCAUGUCUACGCAGCAGCAGCAGCAACAACAGAGCGGCAGCGGAUCGACGGCGAAGAGGAAACCGGUGUUCGAGAAAGUAGAUGAGCUGAAGCCCGGCACCAAGGGCCAUACGCUCACCGCGAAGGUCGUCAGCUCGAAAACAGUGCUUCAAAAGGGACGCGCUGCGUCUCCUCACCUUCGCGAGACCAAGAUCGCCGAGUGCUUGAUCGGUGACGAGACCGCCUCCAUCGUUUUCACCGCUCGAAACGAGCAAGUUGAUAUGAUGAAACCUGGCGCCACCGUUAUCAUUCGUAACGCAAAGAUUGAUAUGUUCAAGGGAUCUAUGAGGCUAGUUGUUGACAAGUGGGGUCGCGUCGAGGUUACUGAGCCCGCUGACUUUCCAGUUAAGGAGGACAACAAUUUAUCACUUAUAGAAUAUGAGCUGGUGAAUGUCCCCGAGGAGUGAAUUACUUUUGUUUGCUGACUAUCAUGGUUAGUUUCAGUUAAUUAUUGUUUUUCUUAUUAAAAUAGGUACAUGUUUCUCUAAAAUUGACAACUUUGUUGUUACAUAAGGUCUAAUUGAAGGUUAUCAUGUUCUUGUUAACAAUUCGAUCUUUGACUUGGUGUUUAGUAAUGGCAAAUGUGGAUUAUAAAUUGGUCUGGUAUCAAUUUCUACAGGUUUCUUC
This is a messenger RNA of Asparagus officinalis (garden asparagus), 741 nucleotides long. RefSeq lists its product as uncharacterized. Lineage: Eukaryota; Viridiplantae; Streptophyta; Magnoliopsida; Asparagales; Asparagaceae. The coding region runs from base 78 to 521 and encodes 147 amino acids. The record is from RefSeq and is a predicted model, not a curated record. The transcript has 2 exons.